UGUGUUGUGAUCAGAUCUAGUUUUGACUCUGAGCAGAGUUCUUGCUUCAACAGUGUUUGAACGGAACCCUCUCUGAGUCUUUUGCUCUUUUUUCAUCUAUUUCUUUACUGCUUUUUUUGCGCCACCCAAAACCACCGAAACGCUGAAAUGGAGUCCCAGGUGCGCCAGAACUUCCACCGUGACUGCGAGGCUGCCAUCAACCGUAUGGUGAACUUGGAGCUGUACGCCUCCUACACCUACCUCUCCAUGUCUUUCUACUUUGACCGUGAUGAUGUCGCCCUUCAAAAUGUGGCCAAAUUUUUCAAGGAUGAGAGUCACGAGGAGAGGGAGCAUGCUGAGAAAUUCAUGAAAUAUCAGAACAAACGUGGGGGUCGCGUUGUCCUGCAGGACGUCAAGAAACCAGAGCGUGAUGAGUGGGGUAACACCCUAGACGCCAUGCAGGCUGCUCUGCAGCUGGAGAAGACAGUGAACCAAGCUCUACUGGACCUGCACAAAGUGGCAUCUGACAAGGUUGACCCCCAUCUGUGUGACUUCUUGGAAUCUGAAUACCUGGAGGAGCAGGUGAAGGCUAUAAAACGGCUUGGAGAUUUCAUCACCAAUCUGAAGCGGCUUGGGGUGCCCCAGAACGGCAUGGGCGAGUACCUGUUUGACAAGCACACCAUGGGAGAAAGCAGUUAAGCUGUGUCCCACCCAAGAGGUUCCAACCAGUCUACUCUGCAUCUGCAUUCCUACAUCCAUGUUGAAAACCUGACAUGUGUCCCUGUUACCUGAAAUGAUGGAACAAAAUUGUUUGAUAUUCCAAUAAAUGCAGCAGUGACUGUGCUUUGUCAACAAGUUUUCAAUAAAGUAUUUCUGCAUUAUGUCA
Messenger RNA from Nanorana parkeri, 865 nucleotides. Its product is annotated as ferritin, higher subunit. The transcript has 4 exons. Gene Ontology annotation, biological process: iron ion transport; intracellular iron ion homeostasis. Gene Ontology annotation, cellular component: cytoplasm. The coding region runs from base 148 to 678 and encodes 176 amino acids. Lineage: Eukaryota; Metazoa; Chordata; Amphibia; Anura; Dicroglossidae. The record is from RefSeq and is a predicted model, not a curated record. Gene Ontology annotation, molecular function: ferrous iron binding; ferric iron binding.